CCCCCAGCCCCUCCCUCCUGCCCUCAGUGCAACCAGUUCUUCGACCUCCUGCAAGACCUCGUGGACCACGUCAACGACUUCCACGUGAAGCCCGAGAAGGACGCGGGCUACUGCUGCCACUGGGAAGGCUGCGCCCGCCACGGCAGAGGCUUCCACGCCAGGUACAAGAUGCUGAUCCACAUCCGGACGCACACGAACGAGAAGCCACAUCGCUGCCCCACCUGCAACAAGAGCUUCUCCCGCCUGGAGAACCUGAAAAUCCACAACCGCUCGCACACAGGCGAGAAGCCCUAUAUCUGCCCCUACGAAGGCUGCAACAAGCGCUACUCCAACUCAAGCGACCGCUUCAAGCACACGCGCACGCACUACGUGGAGAAGCCCUACUACUGCAAGAUGCCGGGCUGCCACAAGCGCUACACGGACCCCAGCUCGCUGCGCAAACACAUCAAGGCCCACGGCCACUUCGUGUCCCACGAGCACCAGGAGAUGCUCAAGGCGCACCAGCCCCCCAAGACGCCCCUGGGCCCGGCAGAAGUGCCUUACGUCAACGGGGCGCAGCUCAUCAUCCCCAACCCCGCCGCCCUCUUCGGCCCGCACGCGCUGCCGGGCCUGGGCGCAUCGCUGCCCCUGCCACUGGCGCCGGCACCCCUGGAUCUCAGCGCCCUGGGCUGCGGGGCCGUGGGCUCGGGCGUGCUGCCCGCGCUGCCCAGCCCUGUGCUCUCCCUCAACGGGGCGCCCUUGAACUUGGCCAAGAACCCGCUGUUGUCGUCCCCCUUCGCGGCGGGCGGCCUGGCGCUGCCCGUCAUGUCGCUGCUCGCCGGCGCAGCGGGCAAGGCCGAGGCCGAGAAGUGCCACGGGGCCGAGGGCCGGCUGCCCAAGAGCGGCAAGUCGCCGGGGGCGGAGCGGCGGCUGCCCCAGCGCAAGGGGAGAAAGAACCUGGCUCUGGCCCAAGGCUCCCAGCUCGCACGUGAUGCGGAGCCCAAGGCACCGGUGAACUUGGGCUAA
Messenger RNA from Tinamus guttatus (white-throated tinamou), 1005 nucleotides. NCBI's taxonomy places the organism in Eukaryota, Metazoa, Chordata, Aves, Tinamiformes, Tinamidae. The record is from RefSeq and is a predicted model, not a curated record.